Gracilinanus agilis (Agile Gracile Mouse Opossum) is the source of this 1473-nucleotide messenger RNA. RefSeq names its product zinc finger protein OZF-like. Gene Ontology annotation, biological process: regulation of transcription by RNA polymerase II. The annotation marks the transcript as partial. Lineage: Eukaryota; Metazoa; Chordata; Mammalia; Didelphimorphia; Didelphidae. The record is from RefSeq and is a predicted model, not a curated record. The transcript has 7 exons. Gene Ontology annotation, molecular function: RNA polymerase II cis-regulatory region sequence-specific DNA binding; DNA-binding transcription factor activity, RNA polymerase II-specific.
AUGGGGAUUAUACAUCUACGGGAUCAUCAGAGGUUUAGCCAGGCUGACAUUGAACACUUUAAGAAGGCAUUACCUAAGUCUAAAGGCCGAAUUUUGAGAUUGUCUACCAAUUGGACUGCUGAUCCUCACAAAUUCCUGGGACUUCAAAAGGUGGAUCUGAGGUGUUGUUUUGCUGGUGAAGCCCGAUUGUGGGAUCCCGAAGGGUUAAUAACCUUUAAGGAUGUGGCUGUGGACUUCACCCAGGAGGAGUGGUACCUGUUGGACUAUUCUCAGAAAGAGCUCUACCUGGAGGUCAUGCAGGAGAAUGUGCAGAAUCUACACUCUGUGGGGCUUCCAAUUCGUAGAGAAGAUUUUAUCUCCUGUUUUCAGCAAGGGGAAGCACCAUGGCUGCUAGAGCGAAAAGGCCCAAGGAGCUCCUGUCCAGAUGCAGAAACUAAUUUUGAAGUGAGGAAGAUAUCAACCAAGCUGAGCCAUUUUGUGGAAGGAUCUGACCCCCAAAGAUACAUGAAUGAAGGAUUCUCUGGCUUCAUUUUGAGAGAAAUCUGUGACUCUAAUAUCAAGGGAAAUAGAAAUCCAAAGAGUGACUCUGAAUUUGAUGAAACUGCAGAGAAAUUCAGCCAAUAUUCAGACCUAAAUCAAUACACCAAAUUGGCUUCAGGAAAGGAUUGUUGUCAGGCUUUUACAAUAAGAAGAUGUCUUGCCAUACAUCAGAGAAUCCACACUGGAGAGAAACCUUAUGAAUGUAAACACUGUGGAAAGGCUUUCAUACAGAGGGGCCAUCUUGCCGCACAUCAAAGAAUCCACACUGGAGAGAAACCUUAUGAAUGUAAACAAUGUGGAAAGGCUUUUACUCAGAGGAGCGGUCUUGCUGUACAUCAGAGAAUCCACACUGGAGAGAAACCUUAUGAAUGUAAACAGUGUGGAAAGGCUUUCACUCAGAGCAGUGGUCUUGCUGUACAUCAGAGAAUCCACACUAGAGAGAAACCUCAUGAAUGUCAACAAUGUGGAAAGGCUUUCACACAAAGGAACAAACUUGUUUCACAUCAGAGAAUUCACACUGGAGAGAAACUUUAUGAAUGUAAAUACUGUGGAAAAGCUUUCACUUGGAGUAGCCGUCUUGCUGCACAUCAGAGAAUUCACAAUGGAGAGAAACCUUAUAAAUGUAAACAGUGUGGAAAGAUUUUCAUUCAUAGUUACAGACUUACUGCACAUCAGAGAAUCCAUACUGGAGAGAAACCUUAUGAAUGUAAACAAUGUGGAAAGGCUUUUACUCAAAAGAGCGGUCUUGCUGUACAUCAGAGAAUCCACACUGGAGAGAAACCUUAUGAAUGUAAACAGUGUGGAAAGGCUUUCACACAGAAGAGCAGUAUUGCUGCACAUGAGAGAAUCCAUACUGGAGAGAAACCUUAUGAAUGUAAACAAUGUGGAAAGGCUUUCACUCAGAGCAGUGGUCUUGCUGCACAUCAGAGAAUC